Molecule: messenger RNA, 2736 nt
Organism: Paramecium sonneborni
Lineage: Eukaryota; Ciliophora; Oligohymenophorea; Peniculida; Parameciidae
Source: the annotation of a GenBank genome assembly
UAUUUAUGUCGUAAGAAUCAUAGUCAAGUUUGCUGGGAAAUUUGAGAAAAGUAAUAACAUUAGUGGAUUAAUUACGUGAUAUUGGAUUGAAUGAUUAUAUAAAGUUGCCUAGAAUAGUUGUUUUAGGUAUUCAAUCAGCAGGAAAGUCAUCAUUAUUAGAACAUAUUGUGGGAAUAGAUUUUUUACCAAGAGGAUCUGUAAAAUGUUAAUAUGAUUGAUAGGGAGUUGUCACAAGAAGACCAUUGGAAUUGCGUUUAUCAUACUCACCGAAAAAUGUAUGUGAAUAACCAACAGCAGAAUUUGUAGAAGAAAUGAAAGGAAAGAAAUUUACAAAUUUUGAAGAAGUAAGAAAGACGAUAGAAGAAUUAACAGAUAAAGUAUGUGGAAAAAGUAAAAAUAUUAUUGACAAACCAAUAAUAUUAGCAGUAACAGGGCCAAAUUGUCCAGAUUUAACUCUUGUUGGUAAAGAUAUAAGAAUAUAUGUAAUAUUAUAGACUUACCUGGAAUAACAAGAAUACCUAUAAUGGAUUAACCAAAAGAUAUUGAAUAAAUAACAACUAAUAUGGCUAAGAGAUAUUGUGAAGAUCCUUCAGCUAUAAUUUUAUGUGUUGUUGCAGCCAAUGCUGAUAUGACAACAUCAGAUGCAUUAUUAUUGGCUAAGAAAUUAGAUCCUGAUGGUAUUAGAACUGUUGGAGUUUUAACUAAAAUUGAUAUUAUGGAUUAAGGAACCAAUGCUAUCAAAAUGCUAAAAGGAGAAGAAGUACCUCUUAAAUAUGGAUAUGUUGGAGUUAAAUUGAGAUCACAAUAAGAAAUUAAAGAUAAUAUUCCAAUUGUUUAAGCUGUCUAAAGAGAGAAGAAUUUCUUUGCUAAUCAUCCUGUUUAUUCUUCCAUUCCUGGAGAUAUAUUUGGCACUUAAGUCCUUACAGGUAAAUUAACUAGAAUUCUCUAUCGAAGAAUUAGAAGUUUCUUACCCACUUUAAUGUAAGAAAUCAAUUAGAGAAUUUCUAAAGUCUAGAAUCGUCUUGAUGUUCUAGGACCAGGAUUACCUGUUGAAGAUUCUGUAAUGUUAUUCUCUAACUUUAUACUAGGAUAAAUUGCAUUUCAUUUGGUAACUUAUACAUGAAUUCUCUGUUCGCUUUAGAAAUUCUAUAUCAGGAUAAUAUGAAAAACAAAGAGCUAAUUAAAAAUCAUUAUAAGUACCAGCUGGAUCAUCCAUUAAAUUACUUUUUAAAGAUUUAUAUGAUGAUUAUAGUCAAUUAGAUUAUUGUGCUCUUAAAAAAUUUAAAGAUGAAGACAUUCUCUAAGUCAUUUAAAAAUAUUAAGCAUAAUCUAUACCAGGUUUCUUACCUGUUGAUGCAUUUUAUGCACUUUUGAAUCCAGAAUUAAAAAAAUUAUAUUCACCUGCUUAUGAAACUCUGGAAUAAGCAUUUUAAAUAUUAGAACAGUAUGCUACCACUAUUUUAGAAAGUUAAUUACAAUAGUAUUUUUAUCUUCUAUAUUAGAUUGCCAUCCGUUUAGAAAAUGCUUUCUGAAUAAAUUAUGGAAGUUAUUCUUGAAUGUAAAAAGAAUGCACAUGAUUCCAUUACUGAUGUUCUUGAUGCUGAACAAAAUUACAUCUUCACUAAUGAUUUCAAUUAUCUAAGUGGCAAGCCUUUUAUUAGAUUUGGCAAAGAAUCUAAGGCAGAUCAAUAAAAAGGAAAUCCUAUGGUGUUAGAAUUGAGAACUAAAAUAGAACAUUAUUUUAAAUUAGUUGUUAGAGCAACUAGAGACAAUAUUCCAAAACUUAUUGGAUACUUUUUAGUCAAAGGAUGCUAAGUAUUUUAUUCUUUCAUACUCUAGAAUUAAAUGUUAAGAUAAUUGUAAUCAAACUUAAUGCAAAAUCAAAGCAUCAUCUCUGUAAUAACUGAAGAUUAAAAUGUUGUUGACGAGAGAAAAAAACUCAAUAGAGAAAUUGAAACGUUCAGAAAUGCUUAAAAAAUCAUUAAAAGAGAUCCUGAGUAAAUAUUAAUAUUUAUUAUUAAUUAGUCUUUCAGAAUACAUUUUAUCUAUUUCUGAAGAAUAAGAAGAUUAAUAAUACAACUAAAAAUAAAAAUAAUAACCGAGUGCUGUUGUCACUUAAUAAACCAAACCAUAAGUAUAAAUUAUAAAAUAUAUUUUAGUAACAAACAAUUUAAUAAUAACAAUAAUAAUAAUAGUAAUAGUAAUAGUAAUAAUAAUAAUAAUAAUAAUAAUAAUAAUAAUAAUAGUAAUAAUAAUAAUAGAAAUAAUAAUAGUAAUAACAAUAAUAAUAAUUAAUUAAUAACAAUUAAACCAAUAAAAAUUAGACAAAUAAUCCUUAAAUAUCUAUCUAAAGAACUGAUGUAGCAAAGGAUUAAGAACAACCCCCUUAAAGACCUAAUGAUCCUAUUGUAAGUAGAACUAUAAAUUAAUAACCAGAUUCAAAUAGAUAACAGCCAUCUCCAACAAAACCUUAGUAAAAAGUAGAUUAACCUUAAAAUGCUUAAUAAAAACAAUAAACUUAAAAUAAUUAUCCAUUAAAUAAUAAUAAAUAAACUGGAAAUGCUUAACCUGUUGCUUAGUAAUUAGCACCUCCUCCUGUAAUUUAUUAAAUUUUAUAAUUAUAGGCUUAAUAAUAACCAUAACCCUAAACUUAACCACCAGAAAAAAAAAGUUUGUUUGGCUUUAUGAAAAAAUGAUUUUAUAUUAAUCAUUUUAAAUGAUCAAAAUAUCCUGGAC